AUUCUAAAAUUUUGAUUAUCAUUUUGCUCUCUAUAUUUUCAAGUUCAGCUUCGGCAAUAAAUCAUGAUAUUCCCAAAUGUAAUGGGAUAAUAACUUUCGAUAAACCCAUUGAUCCAUCAUCUGGAGUCGACUACCCUCCAUUUUACAAUCAUUCAAAUGUUCCGCUGUUUCCAGAUAAUUACGAUUGUGACUACCAAAUUAACGUUCCAAGUGACUGGUUUGUUCGGAUUUUCUUAUAUGUUGAAAUGGGAAAUAAGAAUACAACGGCGCCAUUACUUGGUACAAAUAUGAUAUCCAGAAACCGUAUCACCUAAAAGUAUUUGAGACGAGCGCCCAACCAGUAGUAUUUAGAGACCAUGACUACCAGCCAGUUCAAGUGAAAGCAGAUACGCGUGUCUCUAUGCUUAUUACGCCUCCUCAAGCAAUAUUUUGGAGACAAUAUUAUCGUGGAAUAAUAAUAUUGGACGGUCUCAGCUGGAACUCUACUUCACUUGUCACUGGUCUUCAACUUUCGGAAAGCAACAAUCAAAUUGUGUCCGGUGGUCAAUACUUGUCAGUUGUGAUGCUCGGCAAAUACACGGGACCAUGUUUACUUGUAUUCCAAGAUUAUGAAAACACGAGAAAUAUAACAACUUUUCAAAUUAGUGAUCGGUCAUACUUUGCGUCACUUAACACGUUCUUCUUAAAUUCAACAACUGGUACAGAAGCUUUACUUGCAGUUAGUGCUUAUGUGGGUCAAUACGACUACAUAACAGGUUUGGAAGGAUCUUCAGGAAAGUUGAACGUGUUUAUGGGAGGUGUUACAAAGAACAAUACUAAUCUAGCUGCUACAUUAUUCACUCCAAAUUGCAACACCUACUUACCUCAAAAAUUCACUGGUCCCGUCAAAACAUUUGUGUUGACUGAAGGAACAGCAUUACUGAACAUGUCAACUUAUUAUAAUGAUAAUUCAAACACCGCUUUAAUUGGUAGAAAGGGAUAUGUUGUCUCCAACUUCUAUGGGACACCUAGCAAUCAACAGGACGCAUUUAUGGUUAUAGACGCACGAAAUGUUUCAUAUGAUGUUAAAUUCCGGAUUGAAAUUAAGUUUGCUGAUUUAAAUGACACCGCUCAAUUGAGCAUCCAGGGAUGGAAAAAUAGAAAAAUAGUCUCUAAUACAACCUACACUGCUUCAAAUCGUCCAUUUAUCAAUUUGAUCUAUGAAGUUUAUGGUGACAGUAUGGGAGUUUAUUAUAGCUCGUAUGGAUCUACUACGAAAGGUCUUCUUAUGGAAUAUGAAGUUGUCAAAUCCACUGAUACCGCCUCUAAUAUUUUAUUUGUAAUUGUCAUCUGUGCGAAAAUUUGGAUGACUUAG
Caenorhabditis elegans is the source of this 1354-nucleotide messenger RNA. The record is from the annotation of a RefSeq genome assembly. Lineage: Eukaryota; Metazoa; Nematoda; Chromadorea; Rhabditida; Rhabditidae.